GGAUGAAGAUCAUGACGACACAGUAAACUUGUGCAAGACCCUUCAAAACCACAUCAAAGCAAUGAAUAUCUUCUAUGUCACUUGCUUGGUGGUUUUCGUUGCCUCCAUUCGUACCUGUGCUGCCACCACAGGCCAUCCAGCCGACGUUCCCCUCAAAGCACCUCCAGGUACCGGUAUUGGCGUCGAGGAGAUCGAUCAAACGGAAUCGUCCAAAUCGGCAGGGCUUUCUUACAAUUCUACUUCUGAAGAAAGUAGCCUCCUUCUAGAACAGAUAAUCCCUGCCCUUCUGGAGUGGAUCCACGGCAUUGGCGGUUUGGUUCAUCCCGGCAUUGAGGUUCGACCACGCGACACCAAUGACGGUGAGAACAAUGUGGGUAUCUUUGCCACAGAAUUCAUCCCAAAAGGAACCAACUUGGUGACGCUUCCACGACUACCCUUAUUCUCGUCCUUUGACGAAGAAGACUGUUAUAGGCAACAACAAGCGCAGCGGCUCCAUCGUGAGCUAAAACGGCGCAACUCGCAAUAUGGCCCAUACUUGCAAUACUUGCUCCACAUUAAUGCAAAGCCUCAGAAGGAUCGUUUGCCCACGGCUCUCUGGUCUCCAGCCGGACAACUACUGCUGGAGCAGCUCCUUGUCCGAAACAAGACCGAAACAGUUGCCGCGGGGGGCAUGAACAUCGAUCUGCCUCCUAACGACUACUCGCGUGGUUCUCUGAGCGAGCUCUUUCACGACGAAGAUUGCGGUGUCGACGAAAACGAAAUGGAAGAUGCAGAGGUCCAUGCAUUCCUCUUGUAUCACCAAAGCAGUUGGGGCGGUGGUGUGGUUCCCCUCUAUGACAUGCUGCUCCAUCGAAACAACAGGUUGGGCAACACGGCAGUGUAUGAAGAUGCUGGCGACAAUCAAGUUGUCAUACGAAGCACCCGAAACAUUUGGAAAGGUGAAGAGCUCUUUGGGUCUCAUUACAACCACAACCACGAUAACUACGGAACGCCAGACAUCUUUCGAGACCAUGGAUUUGUGGAAGACUUACCUCAAAGAUUCUUCUUUUAUGAAACGGACUUGGCAUUUGAACUGGAUCAUCAAAGCAGCAGUGACGAUGCAAGAAACAAGGCCAACACGACGAAGAAGUCCGGUGAGGGGCUAACAGUCAAGUGGCUCACAAUGAAGCCCUAUGAUGAAGACAUGGAGUUCCUGGCUAGGCAACUACGGAGACUUCAACGGUUUCACACCAACACCAAAACCCAGACUCUAGUAUCGAGUUUGCCUCCCAUCGAGCAACAAUUGUUGAGACAGUACCAUCAAAGUCUCGUCACCGCCAUUCAAGCUGCCAUGGAUGCCAGCAACGACAAUAGUGGGUGCAUCCUAGCAGAUGGCUCAUGCCUGGAAUACGAUGCGCUAGAAGAAACAGCUGACACAUUGGAUUAUCGUGCUCCCACGUGCAAUGCUCAAGAGAUCCUGCAGUUUUCAGACUACAAUGACGUUGACAUCAUUCGGACAUCACACCAGAAUGCCACAUUUUUCAGAAACAAGGACUCUGGUGACACCUGUUUUGAUCUGGAUAGGACUGUGCAGGUGUGUGAUUCGUAUCGCCCACACUAUCACGAAACUGCUGUCCACUACACGGCACGGUACCUGGACAAGAUGGAGCGGGUUUUGUUUGUGGGAGGCGGUGAUUCGAUGUUGCUCCAUGAGAUUCUCAAGUAUGAAACUAUUCAAAAAGUGGUGGGCCUGGAGUUAGAUCAGCAAGUAACCCGCUACUCCUUCAAGCACUUUGGAACUCAGCCUCAUUUCGACAAUCCAAGAGUAGAAUGGUGGUUUGGUGACGCAUCCAAGAGCCUUACUAUGCUUCCACGGAGUUACUUUGGGUCCUUUGAUCUAGUCAUUGUGGAUCUCUCCGAAACAGUCAUGUCCUUUGCAGUCACUAGCGACUUGGACAUGCUAGGGGCGCUGGCCCUCCUGCUGAAUCCAAGGGGGAUCCUCGUCAAGAACGAAGUGUACCUGGAUUGCUUGAGCAGUAUCUUUGGCUACACGAUGCAGGCUGUGGUGUACGACGCUCCUGUAGUUUGCCACCAAGUUAUGGUGUAUGGCAGCUACGAAAAUGACUUUCUUCUUCACAGUGAGCCCAAAAGCGCUGAUGUCGAAACUCUGCUGCUACAACACCGUGAAGACAUGCAAUCGCGGUAUGGGAUCUGGCACGACUACAGAAAGAAUGUUACUCAGCUGCAUCGUUGUGGCGCUCAACCGUCAGCAGUUGAGGACGACAACAAGGAACGAGAAGAAGAGGCAGAGAGGUCCAACAGUCCGGCGGGGGUUAUCAUGGUUGUGGAAGUCGAGGAUGAUGCAGUGGUGGAGUACUCGUCAGCUGCUGACCUGCUAGCAAUCCUGACGGGCUCACUCAUUCGCUCAGGCCUCAAGCCAGUUUCCAGUGUGGUUUCGAACGUCGUGGCAGACAAUGUCGUCAUGUUGGCUAUUGUACUCGAGGAGGGCUAUGUCAUGGUUCGAGCACUGACCUUGCAAGCAUACUGCGCUGUGGACAUUCAUCUGUGGAAUGCCUUUGAAAAACAUGACAACAUCAGAGAGUCAUUGAUUGCAUCCCUGGGUGGAAAUCCGAUGGGAAAGACGUCCUCGGCAUAUCGAAUUGUGGCGGGAGGGAUGUUUGGUAUCAAGACCAGGAGCAAGGAUCAACGAAAUCUUGGUCCUCCUACGCACAACGACAAGUGCGAAUCUGACGAGCCUGAUGUGACAGUGGCGGCUUCAGAGGGAGAUGGGGCAGCAAUGAAAUCCCACGGGGCUUCCGUGCUAGGGAAUCUCACAAGAGCACUGGUGAACAGCAAGGAUGGCACAAUCGUAGUUUUUGGCGGGGCACAGGGUGAAUCGAACUGCGAAAGCCUUCAGAAUCUUGCUGGUCACUAUCAAAACGUUGUUGCCAUCAUGGAAUGCCCAGAUCUACAGCUGUACGACCCUGAGACUGAGUUUGGCGUCGAGAUCAUGAGGAACUGCAGUGAAGGUGUCUUGCAAAAGUUGGUUGAAAUAAUUCGAGUUAAGAACACAACCAUCGAGGCUAUCAUUUUGGACUCGACUGCUCCCUAUCAAAUGGGGCAGGUCGUUGCGAAGGUUUUCUCAGAUCCAACUUCAAGGGAGUUGCUAAUGAAGAACGAUGCGUUCACCAUCUUGAGCCUUGCGAAUAACGAAAAGGGCGCCUGGAGACGAGCGCUUUUGGAUCGCUUCAGGAGAGACAUUAUCGUAAAAGACCCCGUGUUUCGUUCUGACAUCCUUUUCCAAGCGAAUGCAAAACUGCUCCUCAGCGGAUUGCAGUUGGGCGUGACAACAUCUGGGCGUCCAGACUUUAUUGACACACUGAAAGAUGCAGUUGAUAGGAUCGAGGCAACAACGCCUGGUCUUACAGGUGAUAUCCGUACCAUAACAGGAGGAACGUUUCAAUUUCAGGCUAACUAUGAACCCGAGUUCUUCAACCCAAGAGAUUACAAUCAAACUGGCCCUCUGGAGCAAUGGCUGUCUCAAGAACCCAUGGGCUUUCAAACGAUAUUCCAACUGGAGAGAAAGGACUGGACGGAUAUGGUCCAAGUUGGUGACAGAAUCGAAGUCUUCUAUGAAGAUGACGAUUUUUGGGACCCAGGCUAUGUGACACAUAUCCACGAAGCUGGGAGAUUUGAUGUGAAUCUGGACGAUGGCACCUCCGAGACAAGAGUUUCACCCAAGUAUCUGCGACCAGUGAAUGUUGCUACGAUCUCGUCGGACAACGUAGUGGAUGCAUUGAACUUCGCCUUGAAUUGGAUUCUCUACGACAGAGACAAUGGAGAGGAAUCCUAUCAAAUUCAGGAGUUCACUGACUUUCCCGGUGAAGGCUGUGUUGUGGUCGGGUAUUGGCCAGGAGGAAGUGCCACAAUUCUCUGGGAUGGAAGGGAUCACAUUGAUGCAAACUUGUUCACUUUCAAUGAGAACUUGCGACAGGCAAAUGAUUUUAAAGAGAAUCUUCUGGCCAGGAUAUCUGGUUGGAAAUCGGUUCUUCGAGACCAACAACCUAGAGGAGUUGGAAGAAUCAUCAACUUUGAAAGGGACCUUCACACAGGCACCUCAGAUGACGACGAUGAAUUGGAGCUUCCACGCUGGGCACGACUGUAACUGGAUUUCCCUUGACGGCUCAUGGCUCAGCCCAGCACUGCAUUUCUCUUCAUGGCUUGUCUAGCCCCAGCUUUGAUUUCCCACCUGGCUCGCUACCGGUGACCCAGUUUUGGUUUUCCCACAGUGACUCACCUGGCUUGCAACACUGCCAUCCCUACAACACCACGGGUCCCAGUACUAAUCAGGCAGAGAAUUCUAAAGAUGAAGCAAUGAUACGAUUGUGAAUUCUUAUAACGUAAUAGCUAGCUAGUAUUAAAAAUUCACAAUCGUCUUG
Molecule: messenger RNA, 4418 nt
Organism: Seminavis robusta
Lineage: Eukaryota; Bacillariophyta; Bacillariophyceae; Naviculales; Naviculaceae
Source: the annotation of a GenBank genome assembly